UUAUAUGUAAUGAUGUGGGUCGUACUGAUGGCAUUGCAGCUGGAUGCCCUUUGAUUCCAGCCUAGCGCAGCAAGCUUCAGUCUGAGAAUAACACUUGUGCUUCCAUAGGAGCCUGAGGAUGUGGAACUGAAAGCUCAGCUUUCUGCUGCUGGUCGUUUCUCCUGGCUGCUCCCUGUAGCCCAGCAGCCAAAGCACCUCUGUUCCUAUGGAGGAUGCCGGGUUCGGUGAAUGAUGUGCCCUGUGCCAACUUUGAAGCCAACAUAUUUGCAAGGAGUUUGUGCCAACAUUGCUUACGUGCCGCAAGAGUUCAUCCCCAUGCUGCACAGGAGCAUGACGCAGAGGUGGCGGGGCACGGCACCAACGCAGACCCAGGUGGGCCCUGGGACGCCGUCCGCAUCGUAGCACCGCAGUGCGAGGUGUACAUCUGCGUGGGUCGGGCAGACGGUGCAGAGCGCUGGCACCAGAGCAGGUCACAGCCCCCACUCAGCCCCAGCACUGCGGGCCAGCAUGGAGAAACCAGCACCGAGCCCCACAGCCACACUGAAGGCAGGGGCUGGGAGAUGACCAGGCUGUUGGACACCACUUUGGGAUCAGGCAAGCGGGACACAAUGAGCUACAGAGGCCACAAGGAUAAUGCACAGCUUCAGGUGGACAGAGCCAGGUGGGGUCAGCCCCUUCCCUCUGGAUCCUGGGUGAGGACAGAGGCUCCAAGCUUUAGGAGAGAAGUCUGCGUGCCAAAAGCAGAGCGUGCUCCUGCCAGCCAGAAGCCCAAGGAGGGCUGGGCGAAGCACCGCAUAGAGAGUGGCUAUUUCUCCUUGGAACCUCGUAAACCUGACCCUCCCUGGGCUCCUUCCACACCACGUCCCAGCCGCAGCUCCUCUCCAGCUCCAGGCAGCAGCAGCAGGCACUUAACAUCCUUGUCCCGGGCUGGGGAGCCUCGUGUGCACCCCAGUGCUGGGAGCACAGAGGGGAAACGUGUGCUGGAGAGGCAGGAGUACACGGUGCUGGCAGACCUGCCCAAACCCAAACGCCUCGGCCGUGGGGAUGCUGCUGACCGCUGUGGAUCCCGCACUCUCAGCCCUGGCCGAGUGGAGGUGGAGAGGAUAUUUGGCUGUGAACGCAGGAAAUCGGAGACAUUGGAGGCUUUCCAGGCACUGGAGGAGGGCCGCGUGGAGCGGCUGGAUGGCAAGACCCCAGUGCCACCCAGCAAAGGCAGAGUCAUUCGGAGGCAGUCCAGCCCCAGCCUGCCCAGGGAGGGUCAGCGGGUCUCCUGGCACACUGAGCCACGCAGCAGAGACUCCAAGGAGUCCCGGCGCUCCCCCAGCCCAGCUCGGCACACAGAGAGGACUGGGACCCCCCUGCGCCCUAUGUGCCCAUCUCCACGGGCAGAGAGGGACUGGAGGAAGCCCCGGGAGCCCACAAGUCCUACUCAGAGGCUGGAGAGGGGAGGCAGCAGCCCGCAGUUCCUCAGACCACGCUCCCCUAGCCCUGCUUCAAGGUUGGAACGGAGGCCAGGAGGAACUCAGAGCCCUCCCCAGCACACGGAGAAGGACUGGAGAAACAGAGCAGAUAGGAGCCAAGUUGCCUGGCAGGCUGCGAGCAUGGGGAAAGCCAUUGAGAGAAAAAGCUGGGGGAACACCCUGCACCCCCCGAGCCUUGGGAAGAGCGUGGAUGGAAGCAAGCUGGGAGGAGCCAGGCCACUACGCUCCAUGAGUCCUACAGGACGGACAGAUGGCAUAUGGAAAAGCCAAAAGGAGACCUCCCAGCCUGGCCUUGCGUGGGGGGCAGAGACACAACGGGGGGACCCGUCCAGGAAGCAGCUGGAGUGCAGCUGGAGGAGCCUCCGGGAUAAACUACAGCCUCCCCAUGCUGGGAAGGGCACAGACAAUGAGUGGAAAGGCCGAGGGAAGCCCUUGCGUCCCAUGAGCCCAACACGGCCACCAGAACAGGUUUGGAAGGGCCAUGGGGAUACCCGCCAGGCUCAGAAGGCAGAGAAAGACUGGAGGGUGCAGGAGAAGCAACCGUGCCACAUGGAGUUGAUGCAGCAGCUGGAAAGGGACUGGAGGAGCCCUGCUAGGUAUGCGGAUGCCUGGCCACGGCCAGAUGAUAGUUGGAGGAGGCCUGAGAGCCCAGCACAGCAACUGGAGGAUGACUGGAAGGGGGCUGAGCAGCACAGCCACAACUCAAACAACCCAGAGAAACCAUUGGAAAGCGAUUGGGAGAACAAGAAAAUCCUCAUUUAUCACUCACAGCUGGGUGGGAGCUCCAGCGCCCCGCAGAGCUCUUCAGGAAGCCGGCCUACACACGGCAGCACCAGCGACAAACACACUAAGCCAGAUCUCCUCAAUUUCAAGAAGGGAUGGAUGUCCAUCCUGGACAAGCCAGGAGAGUGGAAGAAACACUGGUUUGUGCUGACCGACUCGAGCCUGAGAUAUUACCGGGACUCGAACGCUGAGGAGGCUGAUGACCUCGAUGGUGAAAUCGAUCUCCGCUCCUGCACGGAUGUGACAGAAUUCGCGGUGCAGCGCAACUAUGGCUUCCAGAUACACACAAAGGAUGCCAUCUUCACACUGUCAGCCAUGACCUCAGGCAUCAGGCGCAACUGGAUUGAGGCUCUGAGGAAGAAUGUGCGCCCUGUUAGUGCUCCAGAUGUCACUAAGCUAUCUGACUGCAACAAGGAGAACACAAUCCGUAACUGCAUCCCACCAAAGAGCUCACUGAGGGUGGACGAGCAGCAGCAGCCAAGUUCUGAGGGAAGCACCAAAGGCAGCACCUGGAAAGUGGAUGGGCCACGUCAUGCCUUUGACUAUGUAGAACUGUCCCCCUUGCAGCAGGAUCCCCAAAAUCAGGGUUCCCCACAGAGGACAAGAGGGAGCUUGAGGGUGUCAGAGCGAGUGUCCAAGCAUGAGGAUCUGGAGCGGGAUUUGGCAGUGCGUUCAGAGGAGAGGCGCAAGUGGUUUGAGAGUCCCGACAGCAGGGUCUCCCAUAGUGAUGGCCCAGAGGGGAACUUGUCCCGCAAGGUGGAGGAGCCAGACUUGCCUGCUGCCCCACUUUCAGAGGAGCAGCGGGUUCGGCUGAAUGAGGAGAUAGAGAAGAAGUGGCAGGAGCUGGAGCGCUUGCCCUUGAAGGACUCACGGCGAGUGCCCUUGACAACACUGCUGAACCAGGGCAAGGGGAACCACGGGGAUACCAAUGAGGCGCUGAAAAAGGAGAUCCAGUCACUGCGGGCACAGUUGGAGUCCUGCCGGGCCCGAAACGAGAGCCUUCGGGAAGCUGCCAAGUCCCAGGGAGACAGCCAUGUGCCCCGGGGGUACAUCUCUCAGGAGGCCUGUGAGCGCAGCCUGGCUGAGAUGGAGUCAUCACACCAGCAAGUGAUGGAGGAGCUGCAGAGGCACCACCAGCGAGAGAUGGAGCGGCUGCGGCAGGAGAAGGAGCGGCUCCUUGCAGAGGAGGCUGCAGCAACAGCAGCAGCCAUUGAAGCACUGAAGAAGGCCCACCGGGAGGAGAUGAACAAGGAGCUGGGCAGGACACGAAGCUUUCAGCAGUGUGGCUCUGUCACAGACGCCCUCCAGAAGCAGCACCAGUUGGAUGUAGACUCACUGAAGCGGGAGCUGCAGGUGCUGUCAGAGCAGUACUCCCAGAAGUGCCUGGAAAUUGGGCAGCUAACAGAGAAGGCAGAGGAGCGGGAACAGACGUUGCAGCGCUGCCAGCAAGAGGGGAAGCAGCUCCUCCGAAAGAACCAGGAGCUGCAGAUCCGCCUGUCAGAUGAGAUUGGGAAGCUGCGAAGCUUUAUCACCUCGCGGUGUUCUGGGGACCGAUCUCCGCAAAACAAUGAGCGCAGCUCCUGCGAGCUGGAGGUGCUGCUACGUGUGAAGGAGAAUGAGCUCCAGUACCUGAAGAAGGAGGUGCAGUGCCUCCGGGAGGAGUUGCAGAUGAUGCAAAAGGACAAGAGAUUUGCCUCAGGGAAAUACCAGGACGUCUAUGCAGAGCUGAAUCAUAUUAAGGUGCGCUCGGAGCGAGAGAUUGAGCAGCUGAAGGAGCAUCUGCGCCUGGCCAUGGCAGCCCUGCAGGAGAAGGAAUCACUGUGCAACAGCAUCAGCAAUUAACGGUCUACUUCAUUUGUUUAUCUGUUCUUGUUUAUUAUUGCUCCAUUCCUCACUUGAGGAGAGAGGGAGGUUGGAUCCCAUCCAUUGUCACCUUGGCGAGACGUCUCUCUCUCCAGCCAGCUCCUCACUCCCCUCCCAAAGCUUUCGAUGAAGCCUUUCCAAAACCUUUUUACCUUCGUAUCUGAGCACAUUAUUUGGAAUGGCUCCUUACAUGCACCUUCUUCAGGAUUUUAUACAUGAAAAUUAUAUUUUAUAGAAGAAUUUUGUUUUCCCUUGAGAAGAAGAGGAAAAGGAGGGGGGGAAAGCUUCUAUGUCACCAGCAUUUUCUAACCAGAGAAAAUAUACUCCCUGCUUCCUCAGCCCCCCCAUCUCCCAGCCACGUAUCUGCCUUUGGCACUCCCAUUCCCUCUCUUCCACCUGUCUCUGGGGCCCCAUGGGGACAUACGGGGACGCGUAAUGACACCACUGCCCCAGCACCCAGUGGAGGAGAGACACCCAAGCCAUAGGAGGGGGCUGCCCACCACAGCUGCACCUGUCUGCAACUUUGAAAGAGGAGACCUUGGCACGAGGCUGCGAGAUGGAGUUCUCAGUGACUGUCCUUUGGCUCUGCCUUGGCACAGCCUCAGCUCCUGGAGCCUCCCCACUUGCCCUCCCUCGGGCUGGGGAGAGCUGGGCCUUUUAGUGGCAGAGGAGCUGCUCUGCCACACCCUUCAACUCUUUAACUUAAUAAAAUCUUCCCCUUUUGCUGAGAAAAAAA
Coturnix japonica (Japanese quail) is the source of this 4863-nucleotide messenger RNA. It is a transcript of the gene TRIOBP, whose product is annotated as TRIO and F-actin binding protein. Lineage: Eukaryota; Metazoa; Chordata; Aves; Galliformes; Phasianidae. The record is from RefSeq and is a predicted model, not a curated record. Gene Ontology annotation, cellular component: actin cytoskeleton. Gene Ontology annotation, molecular function: actin filament binding. Gene Ontology annotation, biological process: positive regulation of substrate adhesion-dependent cell spreading.